This is a messenger RNA of Manduca sexta (tobacco hornworm), 3884 nucleotides long. RefSeq names its product mitochondrial glutamate carrier 1. Gene Ontology annotation, molecular function: L-aspartate transmembrane transporter activity; L-glutamate transmembrane transporter activity. Gene Ontology annotation, biological process: L-glutamate transmembrane transport; malate-aspartate shuttle; aspartate transmembrane transport. The coding region runs from base 196 to 1137 and encodes 313 amino acids. The record is from RefSeq and is a predicted model, not a curated record. Lineage: Eukaryota; Metazoa; Arthropoda; Insecta; Lepidoptera; Sphingidae. The transcript has 8 exons.
GUACUAAACGUCUUUUUCGCAAAUCAAUCAAAAUCAGCUUUCUGUUCCGUCAGUGCUCCGGUCUACAAUUUCAGUAGAUUUUUUUAACAUUUCGCAUAUAAAUCCAAUAUGUUUUAGUAAAAGUUUAAUUGUGAAAAAUAUUACCAUUCCGAAAAUUUAAAACUCUAUCCUCCAUAGAUCCGAAAAUCUACAACCAUGAGUCAAGCACAAGCACAAGUCGCCCAACCACCAGCAAAGUUUUCAUUACUACCAAAGAUAAUAAAUGGCGGGAUUGCCGGUAUCGUUGGCGUGUCGGUGGUGUUCCCGCUGGACCUGGUCAAGACCCGGCUUCAGAACCAAACGGUCGGCCCGAAGGGAGAGAAACAGUACAAAAGCAUGUUGGACUGCUUCAAGAAGACGUACGCGGCGGAGGGCUACUUCGGCAUGUACCGCGGUUCCGCCGUCAAUAUAAUUCUCAUCACGCCAGAGAAGGCCAUCAAGCUCGCCGCUAACGACAUGUUCCGACACUAUCUCACGUUACCUGAUGGAUCGUUGCCAGUUUUACGCCAAAUGGUAGCGGGUGGUCUAGCAGGCGCGUGCCAGAUCGUCAUCACGACUCCCAUGGAGCUUCUCAAAAUACAGAUGCAGGACGCUGGACGUGUCGCCGCGCAGGCUAAAGCGGAGGGACGCACAAUCCAGCGCAUCACAGCACUAGAACUCACCAAGAAGCUGCUGAGGGAGCGAGGUAUCUUCGGGCUGUACAAGGGCGUGACGGCGACGGCGGCGCGCGACGUGUCCUUCAGCGUGGUGUACUUCCCGCUGUUCGCCACGCUCAACGACCUCGGGCCCAAGGAGCCUAGUGGACACACACCUUUCUGGUGGUCGUUCGUGUCUGGCUGCGCGGCCGGUUCUACGGCAGCGCUGGCCGUCAACCCCAUGGACGUGGUGAAGACGCGCAUGCAGACUCUCACCAAGGGCACCGGCGAGCGACAGUACUCCUCCAUCAUGGACUGUGUCGCGAAAACAAUGAAGUACGAAGGCCCGACGGCGUUCUUCAAAGGCGGCGCAUGCCGUAUGAUAGUCAUCGCCCCGCUCUUUGGUAUCGCCCAGGCGGUCUACUACAUCGGCAUAGCGGAGUACAUGCUUGGCUACAAGUAAACUAACAUUCAACUAAAUAAAUAUUUUGAGUUCCUCACAAACUCCAAAAGUUGGAACACCAUGUACAUGGUGUUUAUGAACUAGUUUUUGAUCAACAAUUAAAUGUAUAUACUGAAGUAAUAGAUAUCAAUCAAACAGAAAGACAGAUUUAAGACAUAGUCGAAAUUAUUUUGUGAUUAAUUGAAUAUCUUUGUUUUUAAGUUUAAAGUUGUUUGCGCUGAAGUCUCAUGACAAACCUCUUAUAAUUUUAAAUUGUCUAUGGUAAUGGUCGAUAUGUGCUCUUAUAAAUUAUCUCCGAAACAAUGAGGGGUUAAUCCAUUGAAUUUGUUAUAUGGUACAACCCAUUGUGCUUUCGAUAGAGAUGUGAAGGGCAUAACUAUUCCAUAUCGAUAAAAAAUAGUAUGUGCGCAUAAGAUGUCGUUAAUUUCAAUUCAUUUUGCUGUCUAUAAAAAACAGUUUACACACAAUAGAAGUAAAUGGUUGUAAGCUAAAAAAGAAAUUUAGGUGGCAAAAACAAUUUGAAAGAAAAUUUGCUAUUCUAAAUGUAAUUUUUAAAUUUUAGUUCAGGUACAAAAUUGAUAAAGGUCGACUUGAUUGAUAAAGAUUAGCUGGGUGCAGGCCAUUUCAAACAGGUCAAUCUGAAAAGCUUUAUUGUAGCCUGUAUUCAGCAAAGAAUAUCUUGAGGCCGAUGGUAAUAACGAAUAAAAUUUCGAAUUACACCGUUUUUUAAUAUUGUGAAUAAGAUUAUUUUCCGGUAUUUUAAUGACAUCCUGCGCGUGCGAUAUAAUUAGGCAGAUGACAUUAAUUAAUUUAGCAUGUAAGACGUGCAUUUCUAUUGUCACUGGAUUCGUUUAUUUUGUAACCUUUUGAAGCGUUACGGAGCUCAAGUUUAUAAUUAAUUAUUUCUAGUUUCAUUUUUAGUAAAUGUUAAAGUGAUAUUAUUACUAAUUUAUUUUUUUGUUGAAAUUGUUGCCAUAUGUUUUUUUUUUAUUUUAGUAUCAUGUUUGUUGAACACAUUUUUAUACAUACUUUGCGAAUGUGUUUUCACAUAAUGCAUUUAUUGUUAGACGCUGAAUGAAUUGUGUUAUGAAUAAUAUCCUCUUCUGAUGGUAUACUUCAAUUAGCUUUGAUGUGUAAUGCUAAUCAAUUAUAAUAAUGACAAUAAUUACACCUGGUGUGGGUUUAGCUAGGGAUGUAUUCAAUGUUCUAGGAUAAAUGUAUUGAUGUCAAUUCUAGUUCUUCAAAUAAUCUAAAAAAAAAUGAAAUUGUCAAUGGAGAAUUAUUAAACUGUCAAUAAAAACACUAGGAUUUAUUAGUCAGGCUCUGUUUUUUUGAAAAUUAAAUUUGCGUAUGAGUGAAAACCAAAAUUAGUAAAUAUAAAGUCAUGUCCUCCAUAGUUUUAAAGUGUUUCUAUUGGCUCCAAUUUAAAAUUGUUUCGCAAUAUCGAUAUAAAUUGGAUCAAUUUUUAAAUCGUAAUCUCUAUGAAUUGUUUUCUUCAUAAUUAUUUUGAAUUGGUGCCUAGAAACGUGUAUAUCAUAAAAACAGUGCCAAUCAUUUGAAAUACUGUUAUAUUAACUCAUUUUGAGCAUGUCUCCUUUGUUUUUUACAAAAAGACAAAGUUUUGUGUAUCAUGCAUAUUUGUCUAUAUUUUGUAAUUAUAGCUUCGCUAGUUUACAUGAAAUACUUUGUGAAGCAAUUUGUGCUGUGAUUUUAUUAUAUUUACUACCUGUGUAUCGGGCCUUUAAGGCACUUUUUUUUAGCAAUUAAUUAUGAACAUUUUCAAAUACAAUACAUCUAUAAUCUUACUUAAAAAUCUGUUUUUCUAUUACUUAUUUCAAUAAUGAAGCCAAUUUUAUUAAGGACAAAUGGUUAAGGAAUUUUGAACUUUAGGUAUGGGUAAUUCGUUUUUUUCCACUUACUGAACUCAUCUUUAAAACCUAAUUAUGUUAUGGCCCGAUGCCGUUAUUAUGAAUUGCUUAUUAAUUCAAUGUAUUUUAACUCACAGUAAUUGCUGCUGAUAUUUUUUAAUCGUAAAUGUUCUAAACUAGCCACACGGAAUCUGAAGACAACUUGUCUGAAUUAGUAGUGGACAUAAUGUUGAAAAAAAUUAAAUGUAUGUUAGCUAAUGGAUAAUAUGGUUUAACUCUUUCACGCAUUUCACUCAAACGUUACGUCUUUUAAUUGCGAUGGACUUUCUAUUAGAAAAAUGACCGGAAAAUUAUUGCCAGUGAUUCCUUUUGCAUGGUCAUUUUGAUAUAGAUUGACGAAAAGUACAAUAUAAAGCGAACUAAUUUUUAAACUGCGUGAAAGGGUUAAAUAUUAUAGAAAAAAUGUAUGUGUGUUAUAUGUCUAUAAAUUGUUAUGCGAAUAGAUAUCUCAUUCAGCUUCGAUGGACUUGUUGUGUAGCGCUAUGUUUAUAAGCACAAUUCAUCCACAAAAAUGUGUCGCUUGCACUUACCGUCCCCAUUUGAUGACAAUAACAUAUCGUUGUAAUAUAUAUUGUUUUUUUUUUGUGUGUCAAUUACGAUGGAUAUGCACUUCUAAUAGUAUUCUUAAUCAAUGUUGGUAUUGUAUAUGAAAUAUUGCGGCUAGAAUCUUAAUAAAUUAUCGGUGCAUUGCUGUAUUUGUCAUACCAUGCCUUUUAUUCAAUGAAGGGAAAUUGUUACAUGUUGCAUACUAUUAACACGCUUUAUUAUAGUUUUAGAUAUCUACUAAAAUCUUAGACACAAUAAAACAUUUACCGUGUA